Messenger RNA from Hibiscus syriacus, 2796 nucleotides. Its product is annotated as receptor-like kinase TMK4. The transcript is spliced from 3 exons. NCBI's taxonomy places the organism in Eukaryota, Viridiplantae, Streptophyta, Magnoliopsida, Malvales, Malvaceae. The coding region runs from base 1 to 2796 and encodes 931 amino acids. Gene Ontology annotation, biological process: protein phosphorylation. Gene Ontology annotation, molecular function: protein kinase activity; protein binding; ATP binding. The record is from RefSeq and is a predicted model, not a curated record.
AUGAAAAAGUCGGACCGCCACCAUCACAUCCUCCUCCGUCUCCUCAUCUUAUCAGCCGUCCUUUCCUCCGCCGAGGACGACAGUGCGGCGAUGCAGAAGAUAGCUUCCGGGUUCCGUAACGCACCCAAAGGGUGGUCGUCAACCUCGGUGACCAACUAUUGCAACUGGCAGGGAAUAAGCUGCGAUAAAUCCAACCGUGUCAAAUACAUCAGCUUGGCUUCCAAAGGAGUGUCGGGAACCCUCGCCACGGAGAUCGCCAACUUGUCGGAACUCCGAGGCGUGUCGCUCCAGCGCAACUCUUUGACCGGAAACAUCCCGUCGUUCGGCAAGUUAUCGAACUUGCAAAACCUUUUCCUCGAUUUCAAUGGCUUCACUUCAAUCACACCCGACGCAUUCGCCGGAUUAUCAAGUAUCCAAACGCUGAGUUUCGGCGAAAACCCGACGCUCAGUCCCUGGACUUUCCCGAACGUAUCGGCAUUAACAACCCUCGUCGAGCUCGGAGUCGGCAACACCAACAUCUACGGUACAUUGCCUGAUAUCUUCGGAUCUUUAACCAGUUUACAAACCUUAAGAGCAUCGUACAACAAUUUGAACGGCACAUUACCGGCUUCCCUCGGUGGUUCAAUGAUUCAAAAACUAUGGAUCAAUAACCAGAACACCGGGUACGGUUUCACUGGAACUUUAGAUGUUUUAUCGAGUAUGACACAGUUGGCUCAAGCUUGGGUUCAUGUCAACUCGUUCACCGGUCCGAUCCCAGAUUUGUCUAAAUGUAAAAGUCUAUUCGACUUGCAGAUUAGAGAUAACCAGUUAACAGGGCCGGUCCCGGAAUCGUUGUAUAAUCUUUCGAGUUUGAAGAAUGUUUCAUUGAACAACAAUAAAUUGCAAGGUCCUUUCCCUAAGUUUCCUACCACAGUUGAGAAUGUUCAAGUCACUGGUAGCAACAAUUUCUGCAACACCAAUGGUGCUCCUUGUGAUCCUCAAGUCUCGACGUUGAUCGACAUCGCUGGCGGUUUCGGGUACCCGGGUUUGUUAUCGGAUAGUUGGGAUGGUAACGAUGCUUGUCAAAUGUCUUUCGUCACUUGUGAUUCACAGAAGAAUGUGAUCACAGUGAAUCUUGCGAAGAAAGGUUUGUCUGGUAAGAUUUCACCUGCAUUUGGGGACCUCAAGGCGCUGAAGAAUCUGAAUUUGAAUGAUAAUAAGUUAAAUGGUCCUAUCCCUGAUAGUCUCACUAAGUUAGCCAGUCUGCAACUUCUUGAUGUGUCGAAUAAUAACCUUAGUGGUGAUAUCCCGAAGUUUUCGAAUUCGGUUAAAGUCAUUAGCUCGGGGAAUAGAUUCCUCGGAGAACUUGUCGUUAAUUCAAGUGUCGGUUCCGGAGGGACUUCUUCAAGUGGUGCAGGUUCAGCUGGUAAUACUAAUAGCACAGAAUCCAUUAAGAUUGUCAAAGGUAAAACUUCCAAGGCUUUGAUUGUAGGCAUAGCGGUUAGUGCAGCGGUUUUACUUAGUAUCAUCUGCUUUGUUUCUUACAAAUUCAUCAUGAAAAAGAAAGAUGGGAAGCUCGGAAAGAUGACGAAGAAGGACGAUGCCGAGAAAGGUGUGGUUAAGUCGACUGUGGUAACCGGUGUUGGAAAGACCGACAUCGAAAACCAAGGCCUUCCCAGUACUGAUCUAAGCAGCAGCCAACAUCUCUUCGACGGAAGAAACGUCGUGAUCUCGAUCAAUGUUCUUCGAGAAGUGACUAACAACUUCAGUGAAGACAACAUACUAGGCAAAGGAGGUUUUGGGGUUGUUUACAAAGGAGAGCUACAUGAUGGGACACGAAUUGCAGUCAAGAGAAUGGAGUGUGCUGACAAAGGAACAAAGGGAAUGGAUGAGUUCCAAGCUGAAAUUGGUGUGCUUUCAAAGGUUAGGCAUAGGCAUCUGGUUGCUCUGUUAGGCUAUUGCAUCAAUGGCAACGAGAGGCUCUUGGUUUACGAGCACAUGCCUCGGGGUACGCUCAGCCAGCAUCUCUUCGGAUGGCGACGACACGAAGGCGGUUGUUCGCCGCUCACAUGGAAGCAAAGGCUCAUCAUCGCGCUUGACGUCGCGAGAGGGGUCGAGUAUCUUCAUUCGUUGGCUCAACAGAGUUUCAUCCACAGGGACUUGAAGCCUUCCAACAUACUCCUUAGCGAUGACAUGAGGGCUAAGGUUGCCGAUUUCGGCCUAGUUAAAAAUGCACCAGAUAGUAAACAAUCUUUGGAGACAAGAUUGGCUGGAACAUUUGGAUAUCUUGCACCAGAAUAUGCUACAACCGGAAGGGUGACAACAAAGGUGGAUGUGUAUGCAUUUGGAGUGGUCUUGAUGGAGCUAAUAACCGGCAGAAAAGCAUUAGAUGAGUCCUUACCUGAAGAGAUGUCGCAUUUAGUGACAUGGUUCCGUAGGGUGCUAAUCAACAAGGACGAAGUCCCGAAAAUGGUGGACAAAACAAUCGAAUGCGACGAAGACGGUGAGACGAUGUCAAGCAUUUUGAAGGUCUCUGAGCUAGCCGGUCACUGCACGGUUCGCGAGCCGUCUCAGAGACCCGACAUGGGCCAUGCGGUCAAUGUGCUAAGCCCUCUAGUUCAGCAAUGGAAACCGACGAGCCAGGAAGAAGACGAGACGGAGGUCGACUUGAGCCUUUCCGAAGCUCUACAAAGAUGGCAGACUAGCGAAGGGACUUGGUCGAUGUUCGGUGAUACGUCGCUCUAUGGGACGCAGACAAGUACCUCGGCCAGGGCCUCGGAACCGAAACCUACGUGGAGCUCGGAUGAUACCCGGUGA